This is a messenger RNA of Talpa occidentalis (Iberian mole), 528 nucleotides long. Its product is annotated as interleukin-36 alpha-like. Gene Ontology annotation, molecular function: cytokine activity; interleukin-1 receptor binding. Gene Ontology annotation, biological process: cytokine-mediated signaling pathway; positive regulation of gene expression; inflammatory response to antigenic stimulus. Lineage: Eukaryota; Metazoa; Chordata; Mammalia; Eulipotyphla; Talpidae. The record is from RefSeq and is a predicted model, not a curated record. The transcript has 6 exons. Bases 1 to 528 code for a protein of 175 amino acids.
AUGAGCUUCUGGAAGCCCAGGAACAGCCCUUGCCCUCCUCAAGGAGUCCACAGCAUUGUUGGAAAGAAGGGGGUGUCUUCGAAUGUGCCUGAAAGGGGGCAUGUCUCUGACAUGAGUCAGCAAGUGUGGAUCCUUCAAGGUGACAUUCUUGUGGCAGUUCCACGGAAAGCUGACGUGGCUUCAGUAACUGUCACUGUCCUCCCAUGCAAGUUUCCUGAGUCUCUUGAGCAAGACAAAGGGAUUCCCAUUUACUUGGGAAUACAGCAACCAGAAAUGUGUCUCUCUUGUGAGGACAUCGAAGGGCAGCCCACACUAAAACUCAAGGCAGAGAAGAUUCUAGAUCUGUACAACCAACCGGGGCCUGUGAAACCCUUCCUCUUCUACCACAGAAAGACUGGCAGAACCUCCACCUUCGAAUCCGUGGCUUUCCCUGGCUGGUUCAUUGCCACCUGCACUGAAGGAGGAUCUCCACUCAUUAUCACCCAAGAACCGGGGAAAGUAUAUACCACUGACUUUGGGAUCAUAUGA